This is a messenger RNA of Fundulus heteroclitus (mummichog), 3761 nucleotides long. RefSeq names its product TBC1 domain family, member 30 (gene tbc1d30). The record is from RefSeq and is a predicted model, not a curated record. The coding region runs from base 217 to 3351 and encodes 1044 amino acids. NCBI's taxonomy places the organism in Eukaryota, Metazoa, Chordata, Actinopteri, Cyprinodontiformes, Fundulidae. The transcript has 15 exons. Gene Ontology annotation, cellular component: endoplasmic reticulum.
UGGGCCGGUCCAUUGUUCCGCCAGGGCGGGGGGAGCCGGGCAUUCCAGUCCGGAACAUUCAGGAAGGAAGUGGGGCAGUUGGACGGUCCACACCUGCCUGAGGUGAGCCGUGGGGUCUUCCAGAACCACCCACAGAAACUUCCCAAGCGCUCCUGCUCAAAUGUGCGCUCCCGGAUAAACAAGGUCCGGACCAGAACCGGUUCGGCGCCCGGAAACAUGGCAUCGAGGCUGGAGCCAAACAGGGAGGAACUUUUGGAAGUCAGCAUAUGUGACCACGGCGUGGGUUCCGAGGAAGAGAGCGGCGUGUUCCUCCACUCCACGGAUGAUUUCUGCGGCUUCCAGCAGUGGACGAACAAUGACGCAUCAUCAUCCUCAUCCUCUUCUUCAUCGUGUCCGGCUCAACAGGAGUCCUGCGGGGACCCCGCCCCCCAGGGCAGCGACCCGGAGCCCACGACCCCCCGGAGCUCCAUCGUGGACUGCCUGCUGGUGGAGAUCUACGACGCGUACAGCGGCAGGAGGAACGCGGACAGCUGGGACAGCUCCACGGAGGCGUCCGGCUCCGACGCCUUCCUGGGCCGGAGCAACUCCGGGUCCGGCUUCCUGCAGGAGCUGCAGGAGAGACACACCAGGAGGCUGCAGAUGAGCUACCUGGCCCAGAAAGACCUGCAGGAGCUGCGCUCAAUCAUCCAGGAGGUGAAGUAUCGCUCGGGCCUGCAGUCCACCAAGCUCAUCCGGCAGCUGAAGAGACGGGACCAGCUUUACCACAAACGCCAGAAGAACUAUGACAUCAUCACGGCGUGCCUGCAGGCCGUCUCACAGAAGCGACGUGUUGACACAAGGCUGAAGUUCACUAUUGAGCCAUCGCUGGGAAACAAUGGCUUCCAGCAGUGGUACGAUGCUCUGAAAUCUGUGGCACGGCUUCCCACUGGGGUCCCAAAGGAAUGGAGAAAGAAGGUUUGGCUGACGCUGGCAGACCAGUACCUCCACAGCAUCUCCAUCGACUGGGAGAAGACGCUUCGUUUCGCCUUUAACGAGCGCAGCAACCCGGACGACGACUCCCUGGGCAUCCAGAUCGUCAAGGAUCUGCACCGGACGGGCUGCAGCUCUUACUGUGGCCAGGAGGGGGAGCAGGACAGGGUGGUGCUGAAGCGGGUUCUCCUGGCGUACGCCCGCUGGAAUAAAACGGUGGGUUACUGCCAAGGGUUCAACGUUCUGGCUGCCCUGAUCUUGGAGGUGACGGAAGGCAACGAGAGUGACGCGCUGAAGGUGAUGAUCUACCUCAUCGAUAAGGUUCUGCCGGACAGUUACUUCGCCAACAACCUGCGAGCUCUAUCAGUGGACAUGGCGGUGUUCAGGGAUCUGCUGCGCGUGAAGCUGCCCAGACUGUCGCAGCACCUCCACCACCUGCAGAAGGCGGCCAACAGAGAGGCUGGAGGCAGCUACGAGCCUCCGCUCACCAACGUCUUCACCAUGCAGUGGUUCCUCACCAUGUUCGCCACCUGCCUGCCGGCGCCCACCGUUCUCAAGAUCUGGGACUCGGUUUUCUUCGAGGGGUCCGAGGUUCUGUUCCGGGUGGCUCUGGCCAUCUGGGAGAGGCUGGGGGAGAGAAUCGAGGACUGCCAGACGGCCGACGAGUUCUACAGCACCAUGGGCGCUCUGACUCAGGAGAUGCUGGAGAACAACCUGAUCGAUCCCGCCGAGCUCCUGCAGGAGGUCUACUCCAUGGCCGUGUUCCCGUUCCCCCAGCUGGCCGAGCUGAGAGAGAAGUACACCUACAACAUCACGCCGUUCCCCACCUCCGUGAAGUCCAGCAGAAGCAGCGGUGCGGGCGGCUGGGACAGCGAGGACGACGCCGACAUGGACGACGAGGACUCGGUGGCCACGGCGCUCGGCUGCCUGGGGCCCCUGGGUGGCCUGUUGGCCCCCGAGCUGCAGAGAUACCAGAAACAUCUCAAAGACCAGCGAGUCGAGCAGGGGAGCAUCGCGGAGCUGAGCCCGGGGGCGGUGGCGGCGGGGGGAGGAAGCGCCAAAGCAGAGCAUCAGGCGGCCAUCAACAGCAUGAUGAUGGAGCGGAUGAGCACGGACAUCACCGCGCUCAAGAAGCAAUACACGCGAAUCAAGAGGCGGCAGCAGCAGCAGGCUAUGCAAUUCUACAUCCGCACAGGACCUGGAGCUGAAGUGGCCACAAACCCAGGAGUUCCUCUGGAGGGUCCCGACAAACGGAGCGACAGCGCUGAGUCCAACGCUCACGACAAAUGUCCCGCCACCCGCGUCCUGCCGUCCCAGCUCAACCCGUCCAGCGCCGUCAUCAACCACCUGCUGCUAGGACGGAAACACCGCGGCGCCUCAGGACCCUGCCGGCCCAUCGCCGCCAGCACGCCGUCUCUUCCGGGCUCUCCGUCCAGGCGCCGCUGUGGGUCGCUGCUCUCCAACAGCACCGGAUCCCCAGGGAGCUCCAGGGGUUCUCCUUGGCGGGCCCACGUCCGGCAGCAUCGCAGAAAUGUGGCCCGGGCUCGGGCACAGCUUGGAUUUGGAGGUUCUGAGGAAAGGGAAGAUGAGGAGGAGGAGGAGGAAGGGGAAUCGGUUCAGGGGAGGAAGGAUGAGGACGAGGCUCCAUCUCCUGGUGGAAGUUCCGGAUGUGAAGAAGCUCCUCAGGAUGCGGAGGAGACAGAGGAGGUGAAGGUGGAGGAGGUGGUGGUGCAACUGGACUCCCUGGACCUGGAGAAUGAACCAAGCCAGACGUCUGAUCUGGAUCCAGAACCUGAAGAAGGAGAGAGUGAACCUGCAGCUCCCAUCCCACUCCUCCCUCCUCCUCCGUCCUCAAGCAGACACCAGGAGUUGGACUCCUCCGGUUCUGAGGCACGCUGUGCUCCUGCUUCACCUCCUCGUGUUCAGAGCCCCUGCCACAGCGAUCCUCCUGCAGAACCUUCCGCGUCCACUUCACCUCCUUCUCUGGCUCCGUCUCCUCCAGGUCCAUCACCCUCGGUUUCUCCACCCCUGACCCCCAUCCCGUCAUCUUCAUCCGCCACUGGCUUCUCCUCUCCUUCUCCUCCUCCUCCCUCCUCUCUGGACAGAACCUGCUCCCCCUCCACCCCGUCACUCUGCUCCGUCUCCUCGUCCAGGUCCAACGUCUCCUCGUCCUCGUCCACGCCGGCGUUCCCGGCGGCCGCCUCGGCUCCCCGGCAGCAGAUCUUCUCCCCGUUCCCGUCGAUAAAGCAGCCCAGGAAGUCUGCGGCGGCCCGGAACCUGGGCCUCUACGGACCCACGUCCAGAACCCCCGCCGUCCAUUUCCCCCAGCUGAGCCGAAACCUGAACCGCAGCAGCGGCGCCGGGACCACGGGCAGGCGGUGAAGCGCCGCGCCGGGACCACCAGACUGCCUGCUGCGCACUGAGCAACCCCCCCCUCAGGUCCGGAGGGAGGAGAGAAGCUGCAGAGAUGGUUCUGCUUCCAUAAUCUUCUCAUUUAAAAGCCAUUAGAGACAGACCGGGUCAGAACCCGUCUUAAAGGCCUUCAGGCAGUGAGAAGGUGAGCUUCAGGAGGAUGGAGACGAGACGUCCACAGAAGCUUCAGUGUUCGCUCCAGAACCUCGCAGUCGUUUCUCUGCCAAGUAUUUAGCUGCACCUGCUGGAUGGAGAUCCAGAAAGUUCUGUUUUUUGUUUUCUGUCAGUAAAAUUGUUCUGUGUCGUCUGAUUCUGAUUCACUGGAAACCCAGAAUGUAUCGUCCUGUCAGUCAUAAUGAAAGAAUGAAUGGGAAUACUCA